AUGAUUCCAUUGCAUUCUGAUAUUGUCUCCUCGAAGUUGUUCUCUAAAAAAGAUCCCGCAAUCGUACAGAAGCUCAAUUUAGCUCCAGAUAUCAGAGAUGAUUAUGCUGAAUUAUUUCAAAUUACACUAUGGACUAGCUUAGCAUUGAUUCUAGUUGUAUGGGGCGUUUCUUGGGGUAUCUGGAAUAUGGAUCCUGGACGAGAUGGGAUUAUCUAUCGAGGUACAAUGACAAGACCUAAACAAGAUUAAACAUUUCCUUUCUGUAUCACAGAUAAAAUACAUAAUCUUUCUAACAUACAACUCAGCAUAAUUUAACUAUUUAUCAAGUGUUUCCAAGGGUUUUGUUUGAUUUUUUUUAAACAUUGUUGAAAUCUUUCGUUGUGUUUUAUAAUGUUAGAAAAACAUAUUUAUAAAUCCACAAUGUCUUAUUUGUCUGUAACGUUUUAAUAUUCGCUGAAAUUUCUUUUAUUAUUUAAUUUAAGUAAAGGUAUGAUUGAUAAAAGUAUCUAGUGUUUUCCUUCCAAAUUGUUCCUGAGUUGUUUACUUAACUUUGUUGAUUGUUGUGAUGUACAAUCAAUUUAACAUCAAUAUAUGACAUAAAUAUUGCAUAAAAACUAACUGUUCUUUCGUUCAUUAUCAAUAUGACCAAAUAUGUUUAUCCUGAUUGGAACAUUAAAUUUGUCGAAGUUUACAGCUCAGUUUCCAGUACUCCUAAAAUCAAAACUAUAUCACAUUUGUCUAAUUCAUUUGUCUGAUUAACAUUAAAAUCUCCAAUUAUUUUAAGAAUAAAAGAAUAUUUUUCAUAUACCGGAUUAACAUCCUCUAGCUAAAUUUAAAAACACAUACAUAGUAAUCACGGGAAAUUAGUUACAUUGGUAUACAAUACUGAGUAUUUAGUAAUACAAAAG
Molecule: messenger RNA, 908 nt
Organism: Schistosoma intercalatum
Lineage: Eukaryota; Metazoa; Platyhelminthes; Trematoda; Strigeidida; Schistosomatidae
Source: the annotation of a GenBank genome assembly